UGUUCUGUGAUGUGCGAACUGAAAUUCUGAAUUCACGCCUGUCGGCCAUAUUGUUAUUUGUAAUUCUCGAUUCGUAUUGUCGUUGCGUAUAUUUUUACAUUUAUUUAAUCAUUUGAUAAUAGAUUUAAAUAAUCCAAAAACGUUUUGAAUUGUUAAGUGUACGGUGUAUCUUAUUUCAUUAAUUUAAGUUUAUAACAGUUCGUGUAAUUUUUAAUUAAAAUGGGUAGAAAGAAGAAGAAGGCCUCUAAACCUUGGUGCUGGUAUUGCAAUAGGGAAUUUGACGACGAAAAAAUUUUAAUACAACAUCAAAAAGCGAAACAUUUUAAAUGCCACAUAUGCCACAAAAAACUGUAUACGGGACCAGGGCUCUCGAUUCACUGCAUGCAGGUUCACAAAGAAGCUAUAGACAAAGUUCCAAAUUCAUUACCAAAUAGGUCAAAUAUAGAAAUUGAAAUCUAUGGUAUGGAAGGUAUACCCCCUGAAGAUAUAAAGGAGCAUGAAAGGCAGAAAACAGGUGGUGGCAAGGUGUCAGACAGUGAUGAUGAUGAACCAGCCGCUAAGAAGAAGGCAACAUCAGCACUGCUGGGUCCAGGACCAUCAAAUGUCACACAGGGGAUCUUACCGACCCCCAUGGGUCCUGUCCCGCCAGGAAUGUAUCCUGGUCACAUGGCUAUGAAUCAUAUGAUACCACAUUUUAUGCAAGCACCUAGGUGGUCUGUUGCCUUUCUGCAACAGCUGUUCUAA
Molecule: messenger RNA, 744 nt
Organism: Zerene cesonia (dogface butterfly)
Lineage: Eukaryota; Metazoa; Arthropoda; Insecta; Lepidoptera; Pieridae
Product: BUB3-interacting and GLEBS motif-containing protein ZNF207-like
Exons: 6
Coding region: 220-744 (174 amino acids)
Cellular component (GO): nucleus
Molecular function (GO): DNA binding
Source: RefSeq, a predicted model, not a curated record